AUGGAAAAAUUCAAGGACGAGAAGCUCCGUCAGCGCGUUCGGGAAGAGUCCGAAGAGCUUCGGCAGCUGAAAUCGGCGCUCGUCCGAGGAUAUGUGAACAAGGAGCGAGAAAAGCAGAUCCUCGAGAAGAUUGAGCGCCAGCAGGAGGCUAUCGUCGAAGAAAUCCAGUCAAUCGUUCUCACUGAGCAAAGCCAAAAGGAGCAUCAGGAGGCCGAGGAACAAGCCGAAAAAGAGAAGCAGAAGAAGAUGAUUUGCUACAAGAGCGAACUUGGCAGUCAAUUAAUCGCGCAGCGGGAGGCUGAGGAGCGCGCUUACUUUGACUAUCUCGAGGAGAAGCGCCAGUGCGACGAAAUGAUCCAGAAGAUCCAAGAAGAAGAUCGAGUCGCGCGAGAAGCUGAAAUCGAGAAGAAAGAAGAGCAGCGCCAGUAUAUCGAGAAAUUCAAACAAGAGCAGGCUGAAUGGCGAGCGCAAGAACUCAGACGUAAUCAAGAAGAAGAUGAGCGUGUUGCUAGAUACAAAGCAGAAAAAGAUAAGCAGCAGCAACAGGCAGAGACCAAAAAAGCAGACAACAAUGCUGCCAAGGAAUACUGCCAAGAAAAACUUGGAAACAUGCUCAAGGCAAUUCGUCAAGAACAGGAAGAGUUCGAAAAGCUCGUCUGCGAGUUGGCUAUGAAUGAGCAAGAAGAGCGCGCCAAGCAAGCUGAGAAGGAGCGCGACGAGAAGGUGAUCCGCGAUCGAGAAGAGCUCAUGCGUGUCCAUCAGCUCCAGACUCAAAUGAAGCAGGAGCGACAAGCCGCUGAGCAGGCUCAGGAGAAUCUCUACAGAGCUCAAAUUAUGGCGAAGUUCGCUGAGGACGACCGAAUCGAGCAAAUGAACGCUCAAAAGCGCCGAAUGAAGCAGCUAGAGCACAAACGAGCGGUCGAAGAACUCAUCCGAAUUCGCCGAGAGAAGAAAGAAGAAUCUCACAAGCAGGCGAUCGCCGAGCGAGAGCGCGAAGCCCAGGAAGCUAGAAUCAAGGCGCAGAUCAUUGAGGAAGAGAGACAAGUCAUUCUGCAGCAGCAUGCUGAUCAACUUCUUGGAUAUCUUCCUAAGGGUGUCAUUAGAGACCAAAAAGAUCUCGAGCGACUUGGAGAAAAGUACAUCGAAGCUUACAAGCCAACAAGCCAGCGCGAAUUUGAAAAUCAUUUCGGCGAAGAAUAA
This is a messenger RNA of Oikopleura dioica, 1200 nucleotides long. Lineage: Eukaryota; Metazoa; Chordata; Appendicularia; Copelata; Oikopleuridae. The record is from the annotation of a GenBank genome assembly.